Molecule: messenger RNA, 340 nt
Organism: Impatiens glandulifera
Lineage: Eukaryota; Viridiplantae; Streptophyta; Magnoliopsida; Ericales; Balsaminaceae
Product: protein RADIALIS-like 2
Exons: 1
Coding region: 74-340 (88 amino acids)
Molecular function (GO): DNA-binding transcription factor activity
Source: RefSeq, a predicted model, not a curated record
UGAAACAGGUUCUUAUAGAGAAGCUAACCUGGAGAGUUCUCAACUGUCCAAUUCCUGAUUUUCAGUCAAAACCAUGGCAUAUUCUAAUGGCUCAUCCUCUUGGACAGAUUGUCAAAACAAAGCUUUUGAAAAUGCCUUGGCUGUUUACGACAAAGACACUCCGGAUCGCUGGCACGAAAUUGCGAGAGCUGCUGGUGGAAAAACCCCUGAGGAAGUAAAGAGACACUAUGAAAUCUUGGUUGAAGAUAUCAAGAAGAUUGAGAAGGGACAAUUGCCAUUGAUGAACUAUAUUACCACCAAUGCAGAAAGCAGCAAAGGGAAGAGCAAUGGACAGAAAUAG